Monomorium pharaonis (pharaoh ant) is the source of this 13620-nucleotide messenger RNA. RefSeq names its product dynein heavy chain 10, axonemal (gene Dhc98D). Gene Ontology annotation, cellular component: dynein complex. Bases 16 to 13275 code for a protein of 4419 amino acids. The record is from RefSeq and is a predicted model, not a curated record. Gene Ontology annotation, biological process: microtubule-based movement. Gene Ontology annotation, molecular function: ATP hydrolysis activity; dynein intermediate chain binding; ATP binding. The transcript is spliced from 43 exons. NCBI's taxonomy places the organism in Eukaryota, Metazoa, Arthropoda, Insecta, Hymenoptera, Formicidae.
AAUUAAUUUGUAAUAAUGGCUACACUUAACUUCAUUGCGUUUUAUUUUAUUAUUGCUCAGAUAAUGGAGUCAUACGAAAGUAAAAUACUUCCGGGGAAAGGACCAUUAGCGGAGUAUCAGUACUGGCAGAAUUGCGAAACUGGAUUGACGAUGUUGGUUGAACAGUUAAAAAUGCCUAUCGUUAAAAGAAUUCUUGCUCUUCUGGAAAAAGCACUCUCGCCGAUUGCCUCGAGCUUCCAUUUUUUCCAGACCGAACUCUGGAAGCACUAUGUCAAAGCCAGGGACAACAAUAAAUUUAUCCAAACAUUGUUGAGAUAUUUUAAGUUGAUUAUUGAAUCGGAUUCGUUCGAAUCAAUAUUGGAGUGCAUUCCUUCGUUGAUGGAGGGCUUGCGAAUGCUCUGGGUGUUGUCAAGCUAUUAUUGCCACGAAGAAAAGAUGUUACACUUGAUGGAGCGGAUAUCGUGGCAACUCUGCGAGAAUGUCAAGCGAAAUUUGGCGAUUGUCUCGCUGUUUAAAAAGCCUCUAGAACAAAUUCUGGAGAAGACGAGCAAGGCCAGCGCGACGCUAAGAGAGUGGAAGCGAUCGUACUUGAAGACCCGACUGGAUAUCGAACAGUCGGGCAAGGGGGCACGCUGGGAAUUUGAUCAGAAGCGUCUCUUUAAGAACACAGAGUACAUCGCCGAGGUGUGCAGUGACCUCCACAAGAUCGCCGGUGUACUGCAGGACUUCUACAAUAUCUUUGGGCCAGACUUGAAGUCGAUCAUAAACGAUCCCGCUCAGAUCGACGCUGUGAUAAAGCGAGUGGACGCGCUAGUGGUGCCGAUUGAAGAGGCCGACUUCGAUAUCUUCAACACGUUCAACAAGGAGAACUGGGAGGCGUUGACUACCUGGUUUUAUGAGCAGGUGACGUUCCUGGAAGAUCAGGCCAAGUUCUACAUCGACGAGUGCUUCAUGGUGCUGAUCAGCGCUGAGAAUUCGCUGGAGAUGUUGCUAAAGUUCAAGAACAUGAAGACCCGAGAGACUAUUCAGCGUCAGUUGCUUCGAAAGUUCGACGUCAUUAUGCAGCAGUUUAGCAAAGAGGUCAACACAGUGGAGAGCAUAUAUCACCGUGGUAAAUGGCAUCCGCCGUUACUGACGUAUCACCCGCCGAUGGCGGGGGCGAUCUUUUGGGUGAAGCAACUGUUCCACAGGCUGCGCAGGCCGGUGUUGGUUUUCCAGAAAGUACACGAGCUGAAUCACAGCGAACCGAAACUGCUCGCAUUCAGCCAGUACUUCGAGCUCGCGAAGCAGCUGAAGAAUUUCGAGGAGGUGAAGUUUAACGCGUGGCUCGAAAAGGCGCUGCUGACGGUGACUACUAUCAUGAAGAGGAGCGUGUUGAGGAUAGUACGCGUGGAACGGGAUUCUCCGGCUACUUUGACCUUCCCAGACGAAGUCACGAAGGACCGCCAACUGACUCACGUGUCGUCGAAAGGGAAAGGCAAGGAUGUGGGCUCUAUCCUGUCGACUCCGCGUGAGUCUCUACUGAAGGUGGACAGGAUGAUAACGAAGACCAGCGCGGAGAUCGAAAGUUCCGGUGCCGUUGGGAGCUCUAGGAUCAUUUCUACAACGCAAACACGCUCGGAAGUGAGGCCCGACGCGAAAGGAUCCUCGUUGAAGGACGGCAAAACCUCAACGGUGUCCUUCGACAAGCACGAUCCGCGCACAAAGAUCACUUGGACGGAAUUCAUGAGCGGUGCCAUUUUGGUGGAGUGUCAGCUGCGUUUUCAGGUCAACUUUGACUGGGAGGUGUUUGAGAUUAUCAGAGAGGCGGAGAUGAUGGAACAGCUGGGCUUCGAAUUGCCCGCGACCAUCAGAGACGUUGGCAUUCAGAAGAAUCGGCUGAGAAGGGACAUCGACGCCACCACGAAGAUGAUCAAUCAGUACAAUGACAUUCUGGAUAGGUUGGACAGAGCGGAUAUACAAUUGCUAAAACAAACUCUGCAGGAUGUCGAGAAGCACAUUCAGCCUGGAAUAAUGCGGUUCAAUUGGAACUCCCUGAGUAUUUCGGAUUAUGCAGCCACGUGUCGCAGGAUUCUGAAAAACUUGAAUUCUAUCGUUGAGCAAGUCAACCAGAUAAAAAAAGAACUUGAUAACCGAAUACAAUCUGAAUUGCAAUCGUAUCAUCUGUUUUCUACAAGAAAAGAAGUCGCUGAAUCAGAAGAGCUCUUACCGUGCAAAAGUUAUUUUAUGGAAAUAAAAAGUCGACGAUCUGAAUUGGUGUCGUCGAUGUUAAAGACUUAUCAGUCAAUUAGUCCAAUGCUUGUAAAACUGGAAAGCUUGGUGUUAGGUACUGCCACCGGAACAAGUCCAGCCAUGCAGCUCUUAUACGAAAAAUACGAAAAGAAAAUCUUUGCUGCCUUUAUAACGUGUAUGGUAAGAAACAUGGAAGUUUUGAACAAAAUGUUAAACAAUUCGAAACCCCUCUUCCAAGUAGAUGCAUUAUUAUUAACGUCCGAAGUGAUAUUACGUCCAUCGCCCAACGAGAUUUACAGCACCAUUUGCCAUGAUGUGCGAGAUCUGCUCGAAAGACUAAAGGAAUUCUCCAGGUGGAUGAAUGGAACUUGUUUGGAGUGCAAACCGCAGAAGAGAGAGCUUUCGGAGGAUUGGAUUAUUUUCAGCUUUUUCGAAGACGUGAUGAGUAUUCGAAUAAUUAACGAGCUCGUUAGGAUGGUACACGACACGGCGUGCAGAAUCUCGGCGGACUGCUGGCGAUACGUGUAUAGAUGGAAGAAAUACAGCAACUUGUGGUCAUUUGAUAAAAAUCUGGUUUGCGAGAAAUUCGCGUCGACAAAACCUACGCUCUUUCAAUACGACGAGAAAUUCACGUUUUACGAAGGCGUUCUAGAGGAACUCGAAGAUAUGUCGUCCUAUUUCGACAUAAGCAGUGUACGGCUCAACCUGAAACCGCUUUUAUCAGGCAUCGAGCGUCAAGCAAAGGAAUGGAAGCAGAUUUUAGGGAAUUACCUUCUGUCUGAUACUGUGUUGGCAAUGGGCGAAUUGAAAGCUCAAAUCGACACCUUUCGCGGUGAGAUCGAGCUGGUAAUCACCGGGCUGGACCGUUUCGUGUCGAUCAUGCAGGCGAUCGCCGACGUGAAAAAUACAGCGAUCCAAGCCGAAGUGCAAUUUCUCGGUUAUCAGGAGUGCUUUCAAUCUAUGCGCGGCCACGGGAUCGUUUUUCCCCCAUCGGACGAAGCGAUGGCGUACGAACUACAACACGACUGGGAGUCGUUGUAUCUCGGAGCGCUCUACAGAGCUUCGACUUUGGAAAGCACGUUUGACAAAUUUUCUGAAUUGACUCAAGAGAAGAUACAGCAAUUCUUGGAGGAAACCGCGAUGUUCGCCGAAGAAUUUGAGACCAUCGGUCCCGGAAGCAUCGGGGACGACCUAGAGCUCGGACUGAAGAAAAUGGACAAAUACGGUAAGCUAAUCAAAAAGUACGAGGAAAGGCGAUUGAAUCUGAUACAGUUAGAAAACUUGUUCGAUCUACCGUCCACCGACUACUCAACUCUCCUCAAGAUCAAAACUGAAUACGAAGAUAUGGAGAUGCUCUACAAUCUUUACAAGGAGCAGAGAAGCGCACGAGAGAUUUGGGCGAAGACUCUGUGGGUGAAUUUGAAUCCCCAGCAGCUCAUCGAGGAUAUGGAACACUUUAUAAGGAAAUUCCGACAGCUGCCGAAAUCUGUUAGAAGUAUGAAUGUUGCCCACGCGUUUGAGACGAACAUGAAGGACUUUAAGAACUCAGUUCCACUUUUCAUCGAGCUGAAGAACGAAGCUAUGCGCGAGAGACACUGGCAAGAUUUGAUGAAAAGAACCGGUCAAUAUUUUGACAUGGACCCGGAUAGAUUUACUUUAGAAAAUAUGUUUGCUAUGGAGCUAGGCAAGUAUCAAGACAUCGCGCAAGAUAUUGUAAUGCGCGCCGUGAAGGAGCUUGCGAUAGAAAGAGGCUUGAAGGAAUUAGCGGAAGUAUGGAAGUCCAUGGAAUUCAAUAUGGUAAAACAUUACAAAGGUACAGAAGAUCGUGGUUUUAUUCUUGGUCCACUCGACGAAUUAAAUCAGGUACUCGAAGACAACAUGCUGACCGUUCACAGCAUGGCAGCAUCGCAAUUCGUCGGACCGUUUCUCAACGUCGUUCAGAAAUGGGAACACACGAUGCACACAAUCUCCGAAGUUCUGGAAGUGUGGGUGGACCUUCAGCGAAAGUGGCUGUAUCUCGAGGGCAUCUUCGUGGGCGGCGAUAUUCGCCUUCAGUUGCCGGGAGAGACAAAGAGAUUCGAUGAUAUCGAUCAAGCCUAUAGAAAAAUCAUGGCUGACACGUCGAAGAGGCUUAAUGUCUUAGAAUGUUGCAUGGUUCAUGGUCGAAAGGACGAGUUCGAAGCCAUGAUAGCGGCCCUUGAGAAAUGUCAGAAAUCUUUAACGGAAUACUUGCGCAACAAACGCAUUAUAUUCCCGAGAUUCAAUUUUAUCAGCGACGACGAACUACUGAGCAUUCUCGGCAGUGGCAGUCCAACGGCAAUUCAGGAACACGUAGGAAAGAUGUUCGAUAAUCUCGAUAAGUUCGCACUGGUAUCAGACAAUGUGGACAGUCCGAUAGUUACGGGCUUCGUGUCCUGCGAAAGAGAAAUUAUGGAUUUCAGAAACCCAGUAUCCAUGGAAGAGCAAAUUGAAAUCUGGUUGUGCUCGGCUGUCGAGGAAAUGAAGAGAUCGAAUCGAUAUCUGACGAAGAAAGCGGUCUACAAUUACGGCAAGGUACGAAGACCAAGAACAGAAUGGAUACUCGAGUUUCAAGGAAUGAUGGUCCUUGUAGCCAAUCAGAUAUGGUGGACUGCAGAAGUUGAAAAUGUUUUCGACAAGAUAUCCCAGGGGAAUAAACGCGCCAUGAAAGAAUAUUUACAACAACUCAACACACAAUUAGAUGAAGUGGUGACGCUGAUGGGCACCGACACGCUCACAAAUAAUGACCGAAAGAAGAUUGACAUGGUUUUGACUAUUGAUGUGCAUAUUCGUGAUAUUAUCGAGAGUUUUGUUAGAGACAGCAUUGUAGAUCCGACUGAAUUCGAAUGGGAGAGCCAAUUAAGAUUUUACUGGGUUCACGAUCUGGACAACGUAUGGAUGAAUCAAUGUACGGGCACUUUCGAAUACGGUUAUGAAUACAUGGGUCUUAAUGGCAGAUUAGUAAUUACGCCUCUGACGGACAGGAUAUACCUCACUAUUACGCAAGCCCUUUCGAUGCACUUGGGCGGUGCACCAGCGGGUCCCGCUGGGACCGGAAAGACUGAGACGGUGAAGGAUUUAGCGAAAGCUCUGGGGCUCUUAUGCAUCGUAACCAAUUGCGGCGAGGGAAUGGACUACAUCGCGAUCGGAAAGACUCUGAACGGUCUCGCCCAAUGCGGGGCAUGGGGUUGCUUCGACGAGUUCAAUCGUAUCGACAGCUCUGUUCUUUCCGUUAUCUCGACCCAGCUGCAAACUAUACGCUCGGCGCUGCAAGUUAAGGCUCAAAGAUUCACGUUUGAGAACCAAGAUAUCGUAUUGGACUCUAAAGUGGGGAUCUUCAUCACCAUGAAUCCAGGAUACGCUGGUCGCACGGAAUUACCGGAGUCCGUUAAGGCCCUUUUCAGACCAGUGGUCUGCAUAGUGCCAGAUAACGAGCUAAUCUGCCAGAUCAAGCUCUUCAGCGCCGGCUUUCUUACAGCAAAGUUGCUCGCGAAGAAGAUGACUGUUUUGUACAAGCUGGCGAGCGAGCAACUAAGCAAGCAAACGCACUACGACUUUGGCUUGAGAGCUCUUAAAUCCGUGCUUAAUAUGGCCGGCCAGCUGAAGAGGACUUCCAGCGAUUUGCCCGAGGACGUCGUGCUGAUGAGAGCUCUCAGAGACAUGAACUUAUCUAAGUUCAUAUACGACGACGUGCCUCUCUUCCUGGGUCUCAUCAGGGAUCUCUUUCCUGACUUGGAUUGUCCUAGAGUGCACUAUCCAGACCUUAAUAGGGCGAUUGAGACGGUACUGAGGGAACAUGGCUAUAUCGUUUUACCUGAGCAAGUUGAUAAAAUCAUUCAGUUAUACGAGGUAAUGAUGACCAGACAUUCGACGAUGAUCAUCGGUCCCACUAGUGGUGGUAAGACAGUGAUUAUAGAAACGCUCUGCAGGGCUCAGACGCACCUUGGUCUACCCACGAAGCUGCACAUUCUAAAUCCUAAGGCUUGCACCGUCGUUGAAUUGUACGGAAGGCUCGAACCUACAACGCGCGAUUGGACGGAUGGUCUGUUGAGCAGUAUCUUUCGCGAAAUUAAUCGACCCCUGGAUCUCGGUAAGGAUGAACGAAGAUACAUACUUCUCGACGGAGAUGUCGAUGCGCUGUGGAUCGAAAACAUGAACUCGGUAAUGGAUGACAACAAGCUGCUGACUCUGGCCAAUCAAGAAAGGAUCAAACUGCAAAGUUAUUGCAGUCUGCUUUUCGAGAUAAGCGACUUGCAAUACGCUUCACCUGCGACGGUUUCAAGAGCGGGUAUGGUCUAUGUAGACCCGAAAAAUCUGGGCUACCAGCCGUACAUGGACAGAUGGAUACAGACGAAAAGCAAAGCCGAUCAAGAUUUUCUUCGAGAAAUGUGCGAGAAAUACGUGCACGGCUCACUUAGGCUCAUCACCGAAGGAAUGUUGGGUUUUGAAACCGCCAAACCGCUUCGAACUAUCAUACCGCAAACUGAACUCAAUAUGGUAACUCAAUUUUGCUACGUAUUCGAUGGCUUGUUGUCAUCGUUGAAAGACGAAUUAGCAAAGAAGAAGUCGGAAAUUGAUCGAAAAGAAAAGGACAAUUUAUUGGUGACUAAAGAAGAGCUCUGGGAGGCGAUGUACAUUCAAGCGUGUUAUUGGUCGUUCGGUGCAUCUAUUGUGGACGAGGCACGCUCUAAGUUCGAUGAGUAUAUAAAAAAGACAUGCGGUCUUACAUUAACGCAAGACACGUCCGUCAAACCGGCAGCCGCUAGAUAUAUACCCGUGUCAUUUCCAACCCUCUACGACUAUGUGCUAAAUUUGAAGAAAAACGUUUGGAUGGCAUGGAAAUGGUUGGUACCGGCGUAUUUUCACGACAGGCAGAAGAACUUCUCGGACAUUUUAGUACAGACAAUCGAUACUCUGCGCACCACGUGGUUUAUUGAUCUCAUGAACAAUCAACAGAGACCGGUACUGUUGGUCGGGGAAACUGGCACGUCGAAGACGGCCAUUAUUCAUGAAUUUCUAAGGAACUUGAACCCCGAAAGAUUCGAGCAGCUUUUAAUUAAUUUUUCCUCGAGAACCACUUCGAUGGAUGUGCAGAGAAAUAUUGAAUCAGUAGUGGAUAAAAGAUCAAGAGAAGUAUAUGGGGCACCACCCGGAAAGAAAUUAAUAGUUUUUAUCGACGACAUGAAUAUGCCAGUUGUCGAUAUUUACGGAACGCAGCAGCCCAUCGCAUUCCUUAAACUAUUGUUUGAGAGAGGCGGCUUUUACGAUCGCGGACGUGAUUUGAAUUGGAAGUACUUGAAAGAUAUCUGUUAUUUAGCAGCCAUGGGAGAACCGGGUAGCGGCAGGAAUGAAGUCGAUCCGCGAUUUAUCUCGAUGUUCUCGAUUUACAACGUGACUUUCCCAACGACCAAGACCCUCCAUCACAUUUACACGAGUAUCCUGUCCGGACAUCUACAAACAUUUUCGGAGGCAGUUCAGUCCAUUGCUAACGGACUCGUACAAUUGAUGUUGGAACUUUACGAGUCAGUUAAGAAGCGGUUACUGCCGACACCGUCCAAAUUCCACUACAUCUUUAACAUGCGAGAUCUCUCGAGAAUCACGGCCGGAUUGCUCCAGAGUUAUCCUGACUUCUAUCCAAGCGCGAAGCAGUUUGUCAGGCUCUGGAGAAACGAAAUCACCCGAGUUAUAUGCGAUCGUCUCAUUAGCGUGCAGGACGAGAACUUGGUAAUUGAGCAACUGAAUGAAAAAAUACGGAAUUAUUGGGACCUAGAACCCGAAGUGGUUAAGUACAGUUUAAGAGACCCGAUACUCUACGGCGAUUUCAGGAAUGCCUGCAACGAGGAUGAACCUAGGUUUUAUGAGGAUCUGUUGGAUUACGAGGCGGUUUACAGCUUGUUUCUAGAGAUUUUCGAAGAAUACAACGAGAGGAACAAGACUAAACUGCACAUGGUUCUCUUUAAUGAUGCAUUAGAGCAUCUGACCAGAGUGCACCGUGUACUUCGAAUGCAUCGCGGUCACGUGCUGGUUAUCGGAACGGGCGGUAGCGGCAAGAAAUCUGUAAUAAGAUUGGCGUCAUUCGCUGCCGGUUACCAGCUAUUUCAGAUCGUCCUGAGUCGCGGAUACAACGAAGCGUUCUUCCGCGAGGACAUGAAAAAUCUGUACAACAUGGUCGGGUUAGAGAACAAGAAGGUCGUGUUCAUGUUCACAUCUGGCCACAUCAAGGACGAGAGCUUUCUUGAGUUGGUGAACAACAUGUUAACGGCGGGCUUCGUGCCAGGUCUUUUCAAUGACGAAGAGAAAGAUACGAUCGUUACUUCCUGCAGAGGGGCAGCGGUUAAAGCAGGCUUUGAUAUUUCAAAGAAAAGCGUCUGGUCGUACUUUGCCAAGACGUGCACCGCAAACUUACGGAUAGCGCUGGCGAUGAGUCCAUCGGGCGAUGCCCUGCGGACGCGAUGUCGCAAUUAUCCUGGCUUGAUCGACAAUACCACUAUAGACUGGAUGUUUCCGUGGCCGCAGCAGGCCCUGGUGGCGGUGGCAAACGUUUUUAUCAGAGAUAGUCCAAUUGUGCCGCAGGAGUACAAUAAGGUAAUCGUGAGUCACAUCGUGCACGUGCAUACAUCCGUAUUACAAUAUACAGUGGACUUCGCGACGAAACUGAGGCGACGAAAUUAUGUCACGCCAAGGCAUUUCUUGGACUUCAUCAACACUUAUCUAAAGCUGAUGGUGGAGAAAAAGAACUUCAUAAAUUCACGUCGCGCGCGCCUUUCCGGAGGACUGCAGAAGAUCAUGGAAGCUUCGGUGUCGCUGACGGAACUAAAUAAAGUCUUGGAUGUGCAAAGAAUCAAAGUGAAUGAUCAAACACGAAGUUGCGAACAGUUGCUCGCGUCCAUCGGCGAGAGUACAGACGUCGCGAUGGAGAAGAAGCAACUGAGCGAAGAGAAAAGGAAGGAAAUUGAGGACAAGAAGAAAAUGAUAGCCAAAGAGGAAACUGAAGCCAGGCAGGCUCUGGCGGAGGCCCAACCGGCUCUUGAUGCGGCUAAACUUGCACUGAGCGAACUCGAUAAAGCUGAUAUCACCGAGAUAAGAUCUUUCGCCACUCCGCCCGAACCGGUGCAGAUUGUUUCGGAAUGCGUUGCGAUACUUCGGAACGUCAGAGACGUGUCGUGGAAAGGAGCGAAAGGCAUGAUGAGCGAUCCUUAUUUUUUGAGACACUUGCAGGAAAUGGAUUGCGAUCAGAUUACUCUGCGGCAACAGCAAGCAGUUCGGACGCAUUUGAAGAAAACUGAUAAGCUAGAUCAGAUGCAGUUCAUUAGUAAAGCGGGAUACGGCUUAUACAAAUUUGUGCUUGCUGUUCUGGAUUACUGCGCCGUUUAUAGAGAGGUGAAGCCAAAAAUCGACAGAGUUCAGGAGCUCGAAGCGGAAUCCGAAAAAGCCAGGCGCGCGUUGGAAAAGGAAGAGAGAGAAUUAAAACGAUUGGAGAAAAUGAUCCAGGAAUUAAACGCGAAGUACGAUGUCGCGAUGAACGAGCGACAGAAUCUUCAGGACGAAACAGACUUGCUGCAACGACGUCUUAUAGCUGCCGACAAGCUUAUCUCCGGAUUAUCUUCCGAGAAUGAACGAUGGCGGAAGGAUCUGCAGGUUCUUCAAGAUGAUAUGCAGAAGAUUACGGGAAAUUGUUUGCUCGGAGCGUCGUUUUUGACCUACAGCGGGCCGUUCUCCUACGAAUUCAGGAAUGAAAUGUACAGCGACUGGCGGAGGAGCAUUUUAGAGAAGAAAUUACCCUUAUCGAUCCCCUUCAAACUCGAAACGCAACUAAGCGACGACGUUGAAAUUAGCAGAUGGAAUUCAGAAGGUCUCCCACCGGACGAGCUAUCCGUGCAAAACGGUAUACUUGCCCUGAAAGCAUCCAGAUUUCCAUUUUGCAUUGAUCCGCAGCAGCAAGCGUUAAAUUGGAUUAAGAAGAGGGAACAGAAACAGAACUUGAAGAUUCUCUCCUUUACAGACGCGGAUUUUUUUAAGCAAGUCGAAUUGGCUAUUAAUUAUGGUCUGCCUGUGCUUGUUGAAGAUGCCGACGAGGUUGAUCCCAUCUUGGACAACGUCUUAUCGCGAAAUAUUCAGACCGCUGCGGGGCGAACUUUCGUCAUUCUUGGUGAUAAAGAGGUAGAUUAUGAUCCACGAUUCCGAAUAUAUUUAACAACGAAAAUGACCAAUCCGAUGUUGGAUCCUGCCUUGUAUGCCAAAGCAGUUGUUAUCAAUUACAUGGUCACCACAGCAGGUUUGGAGAACCAACUUCUGUCGGUAGUGGUGAGAACCGAAAGACCGGACAUCGAGGAGCAGCGCGAGACGCUGAUCCUGGAGACCAGCGAGAACAAGAAUCUGCUGCAGCAACUGGAAGACAGUCUUCUGCGCGAAAUUGCCAUGGACCAGCGCAACAUGGUGGACAACAUCGAGCUGAUUGAGACCCUGGAAAACAUCAAGUCCAGCGCCAGGGAAGUGAUGAACAAACUGUCGCUCGCGGAAGUCACUGCGGCCGACAUAAACAAGCUUCGCGAAAACUAUCGUCCGGUGGCGAAGCGGGGCGCAAUUCUGUUCUCCGUGCUGGUCGACAUGGCCACCAUAAGCGCCAUGUAUCAGUACUCUCUGAUCAGCUACGUCGAAGUGUUUGUUCACUCGCUAAAGCGAUCGUUACCCGAUCCGGUGAUCGCUAAACGACUGAGCAGUAUUAUUCCAAUGUUGACGAAGAAUGUUUACAAUUACGGCUGCACUGGCAUCUUCGCGCGGCACAAGCUUCUCUUCUCCUUGCAAACUUGCGUAAAAAUAGAGCAGAGUUUGGGCAACGUGAAUCAAAAGCAAUUGGAUUUCUUCAUCAAGGGCAGCGUGGCCUUGGAGAAAUCGCUCGAACCUACUCGUUGGUUGUCGGCGUCGGGCUGGGAAGACGUCCUCAAGCUGGCGAGCGAUUUCCCGGAGAAGUUUGAACAACUUCCGGAAGAGCUACGGGAUUACGAAGACGAGUGGAAGAAGUGGUGCGACUCCGACACACCGGAGUCGGAUGAUCUUCCGUGCGACUAUAGCACGCGGUUGACACCAUUCGAGAAGCUGAUGCUGUUACGUUGCUUCCGCGUAGAUCGCGUCUAUCGUGGCAUAAUUAGUUACAUCACCGAGAUCAUGGGCGAGCAAUACAUCACGCCGCCUCGUGUGAGCUUCGACAUGAUUUUCGAGGAAAGUAUGCCGACCAUGCCUGUGGUCUUUAUUUUAAGCCCGGGUUCAGAUCCCACGUCGGAGCUGAUGAAGUUGGCCGAUCGAUAUGGCUGCGGCGGAGGAAGAUUCAGAUAUCUCUCCCUCGGUCAAAGCCAAGAUAAGAUCGCGAUGGAAUUACUGGAGACAGCGAUAACGAGAGGUCAGUGGCUGAUGCUGCAGAAUUGCCACUUGCUGUUACCCUUCACGAAGAAGCUAGAGAAGAUCGUGGAGAACAUAGAGAAGCCUCAUCCCGACUUCCGCUUAUGGCUCACCACCGAAUCAACCCCCAAUUUUCCAAUCGGAAUACUCCAGCAAUCUCUAAAAGUGGUGAUGGAACCGCCGAGUGGAUUGAAGCCAAAUUUGCAAAACACGUACUUCAACAUGCGACCGCAGCUCUUAGAAAGUUGCCCUCAUCCACUUUACAAGCACUUAAUUUAUGUUCUCGCGUUUUAUCAUGCAGUUAUUCAGGAGAGAAGAAAGUACGAUAAGAUCGGAUGGAACAUAAAGUACGAUUUCAAUGAGUCGGAUUUCAAUGUGUGUGUUAGCAUCCUAGACACUUAUUUGACGAAGGCACUGGCAACAAAGGGCUUUCAAGUACCGUGGAACAGCCUUAAGUAUUUAAUUGGCGAAGUGAUGUAUGGCGGAAGAGUGAUAGACAGCUACGAUCGUCGCGUUUCGUACACAUAUAUGGACGAGUAUUUCGGUGAUUUUCUCUUUGACGAGUUUCAACCGUUUCACUUUUACAAGGACGACAUCGUCGACUACGUGAUACCGCCGGAAGGAAAUCGCGACGAUUACUUGCGAUUUAUCGAAGAGCUCCCGCUGGUAAAUGGCCCGGAGGUGUUCGGGUUGCAUCCAAACGCCGAAAUAGGAUACUUUACGCAGGCAGUUAAUAAAAUGUGGAGGCAUCUCAUAGAACUCCAGCCGCAAAUUGCCAUGGACAUCAGCGGCGUCAGCAAGGAUGAAUUUAUCGACAAUGUAGCGAAAGAGGUUUUGACCAAAAUACCCGCGCAAUAUGAUGUUAGUAAGGUCAAGAGAAAUUUCGGCGUGGCUGUAACACCGACCGCGAUCGUUCUAUUUCAGGAAUUAGAGCGAUUCAACAAAUUAAUAGAAACAAUUACAAAAACGUUGACCCAACUGAGAAAGGCUAUUGCUGGCGAAAUCGGAAUGGACGCGAUGCUGGAGAACGUUUCCGCAGCGCUUUAUAACGGUAUUCUGCCCAAAGAAUGGGCCAGACUGGCGCCAGAUACGCGAAAGAAUCUUGCCGGCUGGAUGGACCACUUUCAAAAGAGAAUAAAUCAAUACACAAACUGGUCAGGCGCGAAUGAACCCGUGGUGGUCUGGUUGUCCGGAUUGCAUGUUCCGGAGACUUAUCUGGCGGCUCUGGUACAAAUGACUUGCCGCAAGAAUAAUUGGCCCCUCGAUCGUUCCGCCAUUUACACGACGGUGUCCACGUUCUCUAAACCCGACGAUGUGGAAGAGAGACCCAAUCAUGGUUUUUACGUGCACGGAUUGUAUGUGGAAGGCGCUAGGUGGGAUAUGAAAGAGCGUUGUUUGAAAAGAUCGCAUCCGAAAGUUUUGAUUGAGGAACUGCCAAUAUUGACCGUCAUACCUACUGAAGUUCAUAGACUGAAGUUACAGAAUACGUUUAAAACUCCCGUAUAUAUUACUUCAAACCGGCGAAAUGUCCUCGGUGUUGGUUUAGUCUUCGAAGCAAAUUUAGCGACUCCGGAACACAUUUCGCAUUGGGUGCUUCAAGGUGUUUGUCUAUUGUUAAAUGCAGAUUAAAACUGUCUUUAAAACUAAUAAGAAAGUGAGAUAUUUAAAGUACGCUGUAUUUUUCAAUAUAUUUGAUGUAUUACUAUAUCUAUAUCUGUAUCUGUAUUAAUCAAUGAUUGUACUGUAAACAUAACUGGCUAUAAAACUAUUCUUAUAUAUUUUCAAAUAUUAUAAUUUUAAUAAAAUUAUGUUGUCGACGUGCAGCACUUUCUCGCGCUUGCACAUGCGAAUGCGCACUCCCGGAAAUCGUGGAAAUAGUCAAGAGCGCAGGAACAACAACGAAAUGUAAUAAUAACAAAAUCCGUUGCUAAAUCCUUAUAAAAAUGUUAACAUUGGGUAGUAUAAAUUGGCCAA